Molecule: messenger RNA, 4954 nt
Organism: Ruditapes philippinarum (Manila clam)
Lineage: Eukaryota; Metazoa; Mollusca; Bivalvia; Venerida; Veneridae
Product: ATP-binding cassette sub-family C member 5-like
Exons: 34
Coding region: 14-4333 (1439 amino acids)
Biological process (GO): transmembrane transport
Cellular component (GO): membrane
Molecular function (GO): ATP binding; ATP hydrolysis activity; ABC-type transporter activity
Source: RefSeq, a predicted model, not a curated record
AAAAACGGGAUUAAUGAGUAAUGAUGCCAGUAGCAGCAGUAGUGAAUCGGAGGAUGAUGUUGAUUUUAAAGGGAACACGGAAGACAACAUGGAUGACAGAAUUGAAGAUAUGACAAGGAGUUUAUUGGGACUAGAUGAGUGUGGAGAAAUGUCGCCAGAACGCUCAAUCUAUCAGAAGAAAUUCAAACGUUAUAAAAAGGCUAUGAAAAAUGCACUUCCACUCAGAUUUGAGAAAACGAAGAAAAAUGAGUUCCCGUUGGAAAAGGCGGGAUGUUUCUCUUCGAUGACCUUCAGUUGGCAGACGUCAAUGAUGUGGAACAUAUAUCGUAAAGGAAUUGACACGAUUAAAGAUAUGACGAUUGGAGAAAAUGAAAAGGCGAAACCAAAUGCUGACAGACUUGAACGCAUUUGGUCAGAGGAACUGAAAAAACGAGGUCCAGAAAAAUCAUCAUUUUCACGUGCAGUAAUGGUGUUUGUUAAGACAAGAAUGAUAUUUGCCUUCCUGUCUCUAUUUGUCACAGUAGCUUUACAGUUCUCCGUGCCAAUUCUACAUUGUGACCAGUGCAGACCAAAAUCAGUCUGCAUCGGUAUCCCUGUAGUCAGACUAGAUAGACUGUGGAAAGAUGAACUUGAGAGAAAAGGGCCACAAAAGGCGUCGUUUGUUAUGACCGUUUUACGUUUUGUCCGUACACGAGUUUUCUUGGCGGUGGUGAUCUUAACAUUUGCAUCUAUUGUGUCUUUCUCCACCCCAGCAUUUGUGCUGCUCCAAUUAUUGUCGUACCUGAAUUCCGGUGAUGUAGAUUUAGGCAUAGGAUUAAGCCUGGUGGCUGGUAUCGUAUUGUGCGAGUUGGGCAGGUCAUUGUUCUUUGCAUUGGCCUGGCAUUUAAAUUAUGCCACAGGAGUUCGUGUACGUGCUGCAACUCAAGCUAUUUUAUUUAGAAAGAUCCUAAAGUUGCGAAGUCUUCAGGACAAAACUGUAGGAGAGAUUGUAAAUCUACUAGGCAAUGACAGUCAGAGAAUAUUUGAAGCUGUAGUAAUCGGUCCUCUGAUGGUACCAGGCCCUGUGGUUCUAUUGAUGGGCCUUAUUUAUAUGUUGAUUCUUAUUGGACCAUGGUCACUUAUUGCCAUGGGAGUGUUUGGAGCGUUCUAUCCUUUAAUGUAUUUGAUAUCAUUCCUGACCACCUACUAUAGAAGAAAGUGCAUCGUUAUUACUGAUAAACGGGUACGGAUGAUGAACGAGCUACUGACAUGUAUAAAGUUGAUCAAAAUGUAUGCCUGGGAAAAAUCAUUCGCCAAAGCUAUUGCAGUGAUACGUGGAGAGGAGAGGGCUGUUCUAGAGAAAGGAGCUUAUGUACAAAGUAUCAGUACUGCUACAGCACCUAUUGUACCUGUAAUUGGAUCAGUGUUCACCUUCCUAGCUUAUGUCCUCACUGGAAAUGAACUCACAGCUGUCAAGGCCUUUACAGUGAUAGCUGUAUUGAACUCCAUGAGAUUUUCCCUGGGUGUUCUACCAUUUGCAGUGAAAGCUUUGGCAGACGCAAAAGUUUCUUUUAAGAGAUACAAGAGUAUUUUACUAAUGGAUGAGAUGGUACCACACCCAUGGCAAGUGUUCAACGACAAAUAUGCUGUUGUACUCAACCGUUCUACUUUUAGAUGGGAGAAACAAUUAACGGAGGGCAUGAAUGGAAAGAGCAAAGAUAAAGUCUCAAAGGUGAAGACAAAAAAUGGUAUUCAAGGUAAAGGUCAUGAUGAACUGCAGAAAUUGAAGGACUCAGAGCAUGUUAAUGGUGAUGUACCCUUUGUUGAUACACCAACCCUACAGGACCUUACCUUUGUUGCUGAAAAGGGUAAACUUAUUGGUAUAUGUGGUAGUGUGGGAUGUGGAAAAUCUUCAUUGCUGUCUGCAGUUCUAGGCAGGAUGUUCCAUGUAUCAGGAAAGGUUGCAGUACAAGGUACACUGGCCUAUGUCACCCAGCAGGCCUGGAUAAUGAACACUACAGUGAGGGAUAAUAUCUUGUUUGGUGAACCAUAUGAUCCAGAUAGAUACCUGGCAGUGGUUGAAUCUUGUGCUUUAAUUCAAGAUUUCUCAGAUUUUGUUGAUGGGGAUCAAACAGAGAUAGGAGAAAGAGGGAUCAAUCUCAGUGGAGGACAAAAACAAAGGAUCAGUCUGGCACGUGCUGUCUACAGUAAUAAAGAUAUUUACUUAUUGGACGACCCUCUCUCAGCAGUUGAUAUACACAUAGGAAGACAUAUAUUCUCAGAAUGUAUCAUGAAACAAUUGAAAGGAAAAACAGUGCUCUUUGUAACUCAUCAACUUCAGUAUUUGAGUAACUGUGACCAGGUGAUAUUUAUGAGAGACGGUGCGAUUACAGACACAGGCACACACAGCGAGAUGAUGAAAGCCGACACAGAAUAUGCUAACCUAAUAAAGAUAUUUUACACUCAGGAAAAAGAAAAAGAAGCUAGUUUAGAUAGUUUAGGAGGCAGACCAAAGUCUAUGCACAGACAGUUUUCUCAAGACCAGCCAGAGAAUUUCAGACAGAGGACUAUUUCCUCUUGUUCUCGAGGGUCACAGGGGUCACCAAGGUCACCAAGGUCAAAGACAAACUUAUUACAUCAGAUGAGUGUCAUGUCAAACAGAACAAUUAGUAUUGAGGAUGACCAUGAACCAAAAGUCGUCUAUUUUGGCAUGGAGACAAUAACAAAUGGAAAUAUAUCAUAUAUCAGUAAUAGUAUAUCAGACCAUCCAGACCUGAGCUUUUACACGACAAUAUACGGCUGCAGUGUUGCUGUCAUAAUUGUAAUGACCACCUUACGAGCAUUUGUUUUCAUGAAGGUAACACUGCGGGCAUCCAGCAACAUGCACAAUGACAUUUUCAAGAAAGUGAUGGGUUCACCGAUGACAUUUUUUGACACCACACCAGUCGGAAGAAUUAUCAACAGAUUCUCUUCGGAUCUUGAUGAAAUUGAUGUCCGCCUACCAGGCACGAGUGAGAUGUUUCUACAGAAUUCGUUACUUAUUUUGUUUGCUAUUGGAAUAAUUGCAUCUAUUAUACCUUGGUUCCUGAUCGCACUGGUUCCCUUAACAUUAUGUUUCCUGGCUCUUAAUGUGGUCUUCACAUCUGGGGUACGGGAGUUGAUGCGUAUGAAUGCCAUUACAAAGUCUCCGGUAAUAAGUCAUGUGACUGCGACAGUUCAGGGUAUCAGCACAGUUCAUGCAUACGGCAAAACAGAACAGUUCCUUGAUAAAUUUCAUAAGUUGUUGGACAUAAAUUCGGGGUAUUUUUAUCUAUUUUACUGUUCAAAUCGUUGGCUGGCAUUCCGUCUAGAUCUCAUGAGUACAGCUAUCGUAGGAGUUACUGGUCUAUGUAUAGUUCUAACAUAUGACAGUCUGAAUCCAGCUGUAGCCGGACUUGCUUUCUCCUUUGCAAUUCAGAUGACUGGGCUGUUCCAGUUUACAAUAAGACAAGCUAUUGAGAGUGAGGCAAAAUUUGUGGCUGUUCAGAGACUUCAACAUUAUUCUCAGGAUGUAGAAUCUGAGGGACCAGCUAUUAUUAAAGAUCACAGACCACCAGCCGAUUGGCCAAAUGCAGGGGAGAUAAAAUUUGAUAAAUACAAAAUGAGAUAUAGGGAUAACCUCCCCUUAGCUCUGAAGUCUGUCGGUUUUACAAUUAAAGCCAAAGAGAAGAUAGGUAUUGUUGGAAGAUCCGGAUCAGGGAAAUCAUCUUUAGGUGUAGCUUUAUUUCGAUUGGUUGAACCAACAUCAGGGACUAUUUAUAUAGAUAAUAUAGAUAUAACAACAAUAGGUCUAGAAGAUUUGAGGUCAAGGUUGGCCAUUAUACCACAAGAUCCUGUACUCUUUGUGGGCACAGUUAGGUACAACUUGGAUCCAUUUUCCAAAUACAAAGAUGCAGAUAUUUGGGAAGCUUUAGAAAAAUGUCAUGUUAAAGACACUAUAAUGUCAUUAGAGUUAAAGUUAGAUCACAUGGUAGUUGAGAAUGGUGAGAAUUUUUCUGUUGGAGAAAGACAGCUGCUCUGUAUGGCCAGAGCUCUUCUCAGGAAUAGUAAGAUUUUAAUGCUAGAUGAAGCCACUGCAGCUAUAGAUACAGAAACUGAUUCUCUUGUACAACAAACAAUUAAAGAAGCUUUUGCUGAAUGUACCAUGUUAAUUAUAGCACAUAGACUUAAUACAGUACUAGGUUGUGAUAGAAUUCUUGUAAUGGAAGAAGGAAAGGUUGUUGAAUAUGGUAGACCUAAAGAUUUGAUGGCCAGUAAUAAGUCAAAGUUUAAAGCCAUGUUAGAAGCUGUGGAGAAACAACAUGAGAUGUUAUAACAUGAUUUAUAUAUAUUACACAACAUGAUGAUGUUAUUAAUGACAUGAUAUACAUGUUUUUGUAACAUGAUAGAGUAAUUAACACAAAGGUGUGAGAAGUUAUAACAUACAUAAUAGAUAGAUAAUUGCAGAAAACAUGAUACAGGUUCACAACAAUGUUAUAACAUGAUAGAAACGUGUAUAACAGCAUGGGAUUACAUCAUAUUUGUGUUCAUCACAUUGAAAUUUAUAACAUUAUAUAAAUAUUCAUAACAUUGGAAGUUAUAACAUGAUAUAAAUAUUCAUAACAUUGGAAGUUAUAACAUGAUAUUUAUAGUUUUCAUAACAUCGGAAGUUAUAACUUUCAUUACAUCAGAAAUAAGAACAUAAGUAUUCAUAACAUUGAAAGUUAUAACAUGACCUAAGUAUGACAUUCAUAAUAGUGAGUGUUAUAACAUGAUAUAACAAUGAAACAAUAUCUGGAGUUAUACAAAUGUAACAUGAUGCUAAAUGAACAUGACUUGAUGUAUUCUGUGUAAAUUACAGUAGGGGAUGGUGAUUGUUGGAAAUAGACAUUUUGUGUGAAUUAUGUUCUAGUCUAUAUGAAUUGAUGAUGUUCACAUGAGUGAGGAAACUACUUUA